AAAAAUAUAUAAAAAUUAAUUAUUAGAAAAGAAGAUAAUCUCGUAAUUAUGUUUAAUCAAAAAAGCUCUAUCAGCUAUCGUUGUAAGUUUCUCUUGAGAAUAUAAAAGGGGAAAUUUUUCAAAUUAAAGCAUUAACUAUAAAAGCAAUGUUUUUCAACUUGUUGCUCAGUACAAAAUUGAUACUGAAGGGAGUAAAUAUAUCGAUAUAUAAUGUUAAUUAAAUAAAUAUUUUAAAAGAACAUCGGCAACGAAACAAGUUUGACGUAAUUGUGAUUCCCAUAAAAAACAAACCAAUUAAACUGUCUUCGAAGAGAGAAAGUAUUUAAGAAAGAAAUUGAAAGUAAACCACUCGGCGUAUAUUGUUAUAGCGUAAGUUAAAAACAAAACAGAAAAAAAGACAUGGUUGUUCCAAUGUAUGAUGCUGUCGAUGAUUGCACUGAGGAGGUCAACGAAGAUUACAAAGAUUUUGUGGUUAAUCGUAAGGAAAUACGCAUAGUCCAUAAUGUCAGCAAUUUACGUUUCAUUGGCAAUGGAAAUCGCAUACGUAUUGAGAAUAAUGCAGGAGAUUUGCUGGUGAUUGGUAAUAAGACUGCGUUAAGAGUGCAAAAAAAUCGCGGCCGGAUUAAAUAUAUCGGAAACGAAGGUCGCAUUAAUUUAGGAAAGGAAUCAAUUCAGCAAUCAGUCGAUUAUAUUGGUUGUAAAGGCAUUUUAAAAAUUUGUGAUUUUUUUCUCUGUCAAAAACAUCGACAACCAUCUGACUCAUUAAACACGCAUGCGGCAAAAGCAAGAGAUCAAACAAGUUCAAAAGUGGCAAAAAAAUCACAAACAUUCGGUGCUUACCAUUAUUCAUUAUUAAAUCAAAAAAUUGAUGAAUUGACAAUACACAAAAAAAUCCCCGUUAAAACAAUAUCAAGUGAUUUAAAAACAAAUCCUACAAUUGUACAAAAUAUUGGAAAUAUAAAUAUAGAGAAUGCAUGUAAUAUUUAUAUAACAUCUCAUGUUGACGAUGUCAUGUCACAAAUUAUGUAAGAUUCAAUUAGAUCACUGUUUUCUGCUAUUUUGAGGGUCUAAUUGCUUGGCUUGAUAAAGACUAAGAAUUCGGGCGGCCGUAAUCAGUUUCAAUGACUUUUCCAUAUCUAGCGCUAAGUUAUUUUAUUCAAGUUCCUACUUGCGUCGAAUUCAAUUCCAUCGAAAUAAGCCGUAAUUAACUAUGGAUCCAUUCGCAAUUUGCCAACUGGCUAAACUUCUUGUCCUGCCAUAAUUUCCUUAUCACAAUAACUGACAAUAGGUACAUGAAAUCCAAGU
Messenger RNA from Glossina fuscipes, 1305 nucleotides. RefSeq lists its product as uncharacterized. The record is from RefSeq and is a predicted model, not a curated record. Lineage: Eukaryota; Metazoa; Arthropoda; Insecta; Diptera; Glossinidae. The coding region runs from base 400 to 1029 and encodes 209 amino acids. The transcript has a single exon.